UUACCUGCUGCCCAUUCGGGCCAUUCCCCUCUCCUUGUCCCGCACGCCGCCACAUGCGCGUGGGAUACGCUAGUGGUUGAUGAGGUGGUGAGUUGGUCUUCCAUAUCCGUCUCCGAUCCGGAUUUGUGCUGAAACGCUGCGUUUUGCAUUUGGAAAUUCUCUCUUUCCCUCUUCCUCCCUCUCUCUCCAUCUCUCUCCUAGGGUUUCUUUUUCAAAGCCCCAAUCUUUCUAUUCCAAAAUCGCUGCGGAAACGAGAUAAGGAAUAUGUGGAUUGAGGUAUGGGCGAAUCUGGGGUUGGUGUGAGUAUUGCGAGAUCGAUUGCACAGCAAAGCUGGGAUCGGAAUUCAAAUUCGUCGGAGAAGAUGGCUUCCGUCGAAUGCCGGUUACGAUUCUCGGCGCUUGAUUCAUAUUCGAUUGCUUGUGAGGCGUUCUCUGAACAGGUUCCCCUUUUGAAGUCAAUCGCACUCAGAAUCACACUCCUUUAGUAGUUUUUGUUCUGGAUUUCUUCGCUUUCUUUGGUUGUUCGUUUCUUCGUCGCCGUCACAAUGAAUUCGGACAAGUUCGAGACUGAUGAUAGUGAUUUUGAGGAGAAAGAUCCCACAGGUCGAUACGUUAGGUAUAAUGAAUUCUUGGGGAAAGGAGCAUUCAAGACUGUAUACAAGGCAUUUGAUGAAGUAGAUGGAAUAGAAGUCGCAUGGGGUCAAGUGGAAAUUGAGGAUUUGUUACAGUCCCCUCAACAGCUGGAAAGAUUAUAUUCAGAGGUUCAUCUGCUGAAGUCAUUGAAACACGAUAACAUCAUCAAGUUCUAUAACUCUUGGGUUGAUGAUACGAACAAGACUAUUAACUUGAUUACAGAGUUAUUCACUUCUGGGAGUUUGAGACAAUAUCGGAAGAAGCAUAAGAAUGUUGACCUCAAGGCCAUCAAGAACUGGGCGAAGCAGAUCCUUCGAGGUUUACACUAUCUUCACAGUCACAAUCCGCCCAUUAUUCAUAGGGAUUUAAAAUGUGAUAACAUUUUUGUUAAUGGUAAUAAUGGAGAAGUUAAAAUUGGAGAUCUGGGUUUGGCAACUGUCAUGCAGCAACCUACUGCACGAAGUGUUAUUGGUACUCCAGAGUUCAUGGCACCAGAGCUUUAUGAAGAGGAAUAUAAUGAACUCGUUGACAUAUAUUCUUUUGGCAUGUGCAUAUUAGAGUUGGUUACAUGUGAAUACCCAUAUAAUGAAUGCAAAAAUCCUGCACAAAUAUAUAAGAAGGUUUCUUCGGGUAUAAAGCCUGCUUCCCUUGGUAAAGUGAGUGACCCCCAAGUCAAGCAGUUCAUAGAGAAGUGUUUGGUUCCAGCAUCCUUGAGAUUGUCUGCACAAGAGCUCUUAAAGGACGCAUUCUUCGCCACAGAAAAUUCGAAGGAGCCUGUUUACAAUCACAUGCAGUUAUUCAAUUCUGCGCACAACUCAUUUAACUUGCCAGAGUCUCAAUCCCAUGGCAUGGACCUAGACCCUAAGGCUGAUAAGCUUUCAGUGAGCACUCAUAAGAGUAGUGUGGAUGAUUCUCUGCAGUCAUCCAAUUUUAUGCCCAAUCUGAUGAACUUGCCUAAGCCUGAAUUGCAGCCCAUGGACAUGGAUCCUAACUACAAGAAGCUUUCAGUGAGCACUCACAUGAAAAGUAUCAGUGGAACUCCUCAUUUUCGUGCUCUACAAUUUGAGAGGUUCAACAAAAAUAAUCUCUUCAAGUUAAGAGGGGAGAAAAUUGAUGAUAAUUCAAUCUCAAUGACCUUGCACAUAGCUGAUCCAUGUGGUCGAGCAAAGAAUAUCCAUUUUGCAUUUUAUCUUGAUUCUGAUACUGCACUUUCAAUAGCUGGUGAGAUGGUUGAACAACUGGAUUUGUAUAAUGAAGAUGUGGCAGUCAUAGCUGAGUUAAUUGAUGUUAUGAUAUCUGAGCUUGUACCCACAUGGAAACCUGCAUUUGAGAGCAUGUUAUGUGGAGCAAAUAGUUCAUGUGAGGAUUCUCUUGUACUUCACAAUGGUGGAACCUCAUUGAGGCAUCCUAGUGAUUCAGGUUCAGCUAAGGGUACAUCAGACGCAGUUACUGAACAACAUCUUAUCUCACUGUCGGCUAAUGGGGAAGAACAGAGCACUGUGGAGUCUGCUCUUUCAGGAAUGUCAACUAAAGAUGAUGCCACAGUUGCUUCAGAUGCAAAUGACAUCAAAUCUUUAGAAUGCCCUGAUGAUGAAUGCUAUGAAGCUUCGGACAGAUGUUUCAAUGGAGAUCGUCAGGUACUUGAUCAUGAAAGGCAUAAAGAGGGAAGAUACAAGCGUAAUAUUGGUGAACCUGUUGCUAUGAAUGGAUUCACUAAGGACUGGGAGAUAUCCUGCAUUGAAUCAUGCUCUGGGAUGUCUAACAGUGUGAGCCUGUCAAGCAUCUGUUCUCUAUCCCUAGCAGACAAAGAUCCAAGCGAUGAACUAAAGCUGGAGGUUGACACAAUUGAUACACAGUAUCACCAGUGCUUUCAGGAACUCUUGAGGAUGAGGGAGGAAGCAAUCGAGAAAGCCAAGAAUAGGUGGAUCACAAAAAGUAGAUACCAACCUCUUCUUUGAUGUUAUUAGAUUUUACUUUCUUGGGUUGAAAUUCUUUUAGUCCUUUGAUUUGAAGUUGUCCAUUCAUAUUCUUUCAAUUCAAGAAGUCAAUUUCAGAGCCAAGCUCUGAGAGUUUUCAUAUGUUGGCAUCAAAACUUGGCGCAUUUAUCUGUUUGUAUAGAAGUGGUUACUCAGGCUGAUUGGCUUAAUUAUAAUUUCUGAUUGCUAA
Vitis riparia (riverbank grape) is the source of this 2799-nucleotide messenger RNA. Its product is annotated as serine/threonine-protein kinase WNK8. Gene Ontology annotation, molecular function: protein serine/threonine kinase activity; ATP binding. Gene Ontology annotation, biological process: intracellular signal transduction; protein phosphorylation. Gene Ontology annotation, cellular component: cytoplasm. The record is from RefSeq and is a predicted model, not a curated record. The coding region runs from base 546 to 2591 and encodes 681 amino acids. Lineage: Eukaryota; Viridiplantae; Streptophyta; Magnoliopsida; Vitales; Vitaceae. The transcript has 7 exons.